Messenger RNA from Coffea eugenioides, 906 nucleotides. Its product is annotated as transcription factor bHLH52-like. Bases 1 to 906 code for a protein of 301 amino acids. NCBI's taxonomy places the organism in Eukaryota, Viridiplantae, Streptophyta, Magnoliopsida, Gentianales, Rubiaceae. The record is from RefSeq and is a predicted model, not a curated record. Gene Ontology annotation, molecular function: protein dimerization activity; DNA-binding transcription factor activity. Gene Ontology annotation, biological process: regulation of DNA-templated transcription. The transcript has 2 exons.
AUGGCUUUGAGCUGCUAUUCCAACUGGGGAGAACUGGAACAAUACCACGACUCAGAGAUGACUCUGCAGUUUGCUCAACCACCAGCAGCAGAGCUGUCUCCUGAGCUUCUUGGCUUCAACCACAUGAAUUUUGCCUUUUCAGACCCUUAUCUCGACCCUAUUCUUGAAUCCCAAGAUUUAGUUUACUCACACAACUACACCUCUUUGCUUCCCUACUUUUCAUCUCCAUCUGAUGAAAACUCCAAUAGUUUAUAUUCCCUCGUCCCGGAAGUCUUUCCAGAACUCGAAUACCAGCCUUGCCACAGUGCCAAACGCCAAAAGAUUUUCGAGGGCUGCUACAAUAACUCGGAGGUAUUACCUUCAAGUUUUGGCAGCAGGUUCAUUCCCAAUCCACCAUUGAUUCAGGAGCUUUCGCCGCCCGAGAUUCUGUCUCCAUUUUCAGGAAGCUUAGCCAGUAAACCGCCAGUUUUUUGCAGUGGAAGUACAGGUGAGAUGACUGUGAAGAAGGCUAGUAAUGGAGGGACUUUGUCUUCUCAAAGCAUAGCUGCUAGACAGAGGAGAAGGAAGAUUACCGAGAAGACUCAAGAGCUUGGGAAGCUUAUUCCAGGUGGCCAGAAGAUGAACACUGCUGAAAUGUUCCAAGCUGCUUCAAAAUAUAUCAAGUUCUUGCAGGCUCAAGUUGGAAUUCUUGAAACCUUGGCUUCUGUUCAGGAAAAUGGGAAAUCUUUGCAGAACGAAGAACUUAAUCCUCUUCUUGGAUCUUCUUUGAUCCAAGAGAAAUUGUACUCAAUGGAGAUGUGUUUGGCUCCCCAAAAAUUUGUUCAAUCCCUUGCGGAGGAUAAUGGGGUUGAAUUGAACACUCAGGCCUUGAAUGACUGCAAAGAAUUGAUUGGGACUGGCUGCUAA